GAACUCCCAAAGGGAGUGUGUGUAUUUCCUCCCGUUCUUUAUCAGAGCCCCCGAAAUAAGUGGGAAUGGGCAGUGGCUGCUCACACUCCGCGCACCUUUUCCAUUUGCUAAUAAGGCCCUGCCAGGCUGGAAGGGAGUUGUCCCUGUCUGACUCUGGAGAAAAGCGCCACUGAGACGAUCCACAAGACGAUCCACGAGCACCAUGAAACUCAUUCAAGUGACCAUCCUUUGUCUUCUUCUGCCCAGUCUUUGUAGCAGUAACAACAACACAGAUGUUGGAAGUAUAGUCCCUCAAGGAUUACCAUCAGCAACAGCUCCUUCAGCAACUUCAUCUGUACCAACAACCACCACAAUGAACACUACUGUUACAGGAUCGACGAGUAAAAUGUCUAUAGGAACAACCAGAGAGAAACUCUCAAGUACAUCUUUGCAGCCAACACAUACUUCGUUAACGGCAACACUUAAAAGUGGAGGAGCCACAACCAGUGUCAUCACGAAGAUUGAGGUAACUGUCACAAAUGCAACAGUGACAAAGAUUCCACUUUCAAAUGUUUCUUCAACAUUACAAAGUUCCCAACACAAGACUGAGAAUCAGAGUUCAAUCAAAACAGCAGGAACACCAGGGGAAAGCUCUCUACCUCCGGAAGGGUCAACUUCUCAUACCAGUACAUUACCCUCAGUCUCAGUAACAAUGCCAGGAAACAACUCCCAGUUUCAAGGUACUGAAGAUGCAAAAAACGCAAGCUCUUCUUCAGCCAACCCCUCUUACUCCAGUAUUAUUUUGCCAGUGGUGAUUGCUUUGAUUGUAGUGACACUUUCUGCAUUUGUUCUUGUGGGUUUGUAUCGAAUGUGCUGGAAGACAGACCCAGGCACACCGGAAAAUGGAAAUGACCAACCUCAGUCCGAUAAAGAGAGUGUGAAGCUUCUCACUGUUAAGACGAUUUCUCAUGAGUCUGGUGAGCACUCUGCACAAGGAAAAUCCAAGAACUGACAGCUUGAUGAAUCCUCCCCACACCUGGGCAAUAAAUAUGCUUAAUCUUCAGCUUCUAUGCUCCAGGGAUAAGAAGGGAUAUUCAAUUUGUGGACGCAAUCCUGACUUCCAUUCCUGCUCUCCAGUCUGUGCCAGUCACCUGUCCCAAUAAAGUGAUGUCCAGAUGACAUGCAAUAAUUUUAGAGAAUCACAUAGAAGCCUGGGCCUCUCCCAUCAUUUGAGAAGUGAAAAAGCACAUUCUUACAUUUUACAGGAAUAUUCUUAGGAGAUCGAGUUUUAGGAAGGACAUUUGUGAGCAGUUAUCCUGACAGCCUAGGCAGGUGGGUUCAUGAUGGCAUGACCUUCGAGUUUAAAGUUGCCAGAGCCAACAGUUCUUAUCCAUGGAGACUUUCCUAUUUUCUUGGUGUUCUUAUAUUACCUGACGUUUGUAUUUAUUGUUUUGUACUAUGUUAAUGCAGGGACAAUUUGCAAGUGUAUUAUUAAAUAUUAGGUAGAAAUCAUGCCAUGCCACUUUGUACAUAAAGAUACUUUAUUUGUAUUUUCAUGUGUUACUUUUAAUAAAUAUUUACUAUAUUCAACUCACUAAAAA
Mustela erminea (ermine) is the source of this 1580-nucleotide messenger RNA. It is a transcript of the gene EMCN, whose product is annotated as endomucin. Bases 203 to 991 code for a protein of 262 amino acids. The transcript has 12 exons. Lineage: Eukaryota; Metazoa; Chordata; Mammalia; Carnivora; Mustelidae. The record is from RefSeq and is a predicted model, not a curated record.